AGCUGUGCUUGACUGUCACCCUCCACACAGAGGGUGUCUCUGCCACCACCCCGGCCCCGCUCCAGGACAACUGCUCAUUGACAAAGGUCCUUGAUGUUUUCUGAGGCACCCCUCAUGUCGAACCAGGGCAGGGAUGGAGAAGAGUUUGAGGAGUUAGCCAGACCAGAACCUCCACCACAGAAGCCUGUCCACAGACCAGGUAAAGAAAUGUACACUCAGGAGAGAAGGCGGACCCUCCAGGAGAGGACAAUGCCUUCUCAACAGGAACCUCCAGUUAGGCAGCAAGUCCCCAAGAUGAUGCCCAGAGAACCCAGUCUCCCUGCCAGAAGCAUGUCUCUGCGAAAAGCUAUGUCUCUCCAGAACUUGAGCCAGAUAGAGACACCCUGGGAAGGGGUCACCCUCAACCGCUGUCUGUUCAUAGCCAUCACCAUCCUGCUGUUCAGCACUGUCUUUCAGAAACUACACGAAACCAUAAAAGGUGGACGGGGUGUGGAGGAAGAGGAGUAUGACAUUGCACUGACAGUGAGGCGCUCCGCGCUGAGACACAGAGUCCAACCACAGGAGGUAGUGCCUGAGAAGUCUCUGUAUGAGGUGCUCUUCUGGUGGUUACCUGACAUUGAUGACGAUAAUGAAGAAGAAGCUGAUGAAGGGGAAACCAAACAGGGUCGAGUGAAGAAAAGGGUCCGAGAGAGGUCGCUGAAGGGCCUGAGAGGCAAUGGAACACCAGAGAGAAAACUUGUAAAAGGCAGAGAGGGGAAGACAAAAGAUAAGAGGGCCAAGAGAGAGAGGGAUGAAGAAACUAAGGGAAAGAAAAAGGGAAAACAGGCCAAGCUGGGAGAUGUGGAAAAAAUGGAUGAGGAAAUAAAUGAAGGGGAAGAUGAGGUAAAACCCAAGAAGCUACAAAAGGUUAUGAAAUCAAAAGCCAGCUAAUCUUAAGGCAAACACCACGCUGUCUGAAGAAACAUUUAGUAAAAUAGUAUGAUAGAUCUAGUUCUCCGUUUGUAAUUGUAUAAUGAGGCCACAUCACUUACAACUAAUACAUGCUGUUGGCUCAUUGGCAGCCAUUACAAGUGCCAGUCAGAAGAGCAAACCAGUUCUUAGUCUGCCAUGUACUUCUUGCUUAAAAUAUUGAAUGAUGUGGUUUGGAUUGUAAAGAUGAGACUUAAUUGAUGAAUUGUAAGGGUGCUAUUGGAAAAUAACUGCUCAACUGGGGCCUCUAUAGCAAUGCUGGAUGUUUCAGACAACCUGGUCAAUUGAUGUCAUUUUUUUGAUAACACUGUAAAUACUGUACUUAAAAAUUAAAACUUUUGUAAAAUUAACAACUAAUUUCUGCUACCUUAACUCCAUCACAAAGCAUUGAACACAUCAAUAAAGCUUUCCCUGUGUA
This is a messenger RNA of Oncorhynchus gorbuscha (pink salmon), 1387 nucleotides long. RefSeq lists its product as uncharacterized. Bases 94 to 930 code for a protein of 278 amino acids. Lineage: Eukaryota; Metazoa; Chordata; Actinopteri; Salmoniformes; Salmonidae. The transcript has 6 exons. The record is from RefSeq and is a predicted model, not a curated record.